AGGAAAAGGGAGGCAGCGCGAGAGAGCGAGGCAGAGUCCGAACCGACAGCCAGGAGCCCGCACGCACCUCACACCAUGAGAUGGCGACGCUCCCCGCGCCGCUCCGGGAGUGCCGGCCCCCGGGCCCCGCGCCCCGGCUCUGCCGCCCGCUCGCCGCCGCCGCUGCUGCCGCUGCUGCUGCUGUGGACCGCGGCCCUGGGGCCGGGGGCGGCCGCCGGCGACGAGGCGGCUCCCGCGGGGGCCUCGGUGUGCUACUCGUCCCCGCCCAGCGUGGGCUCGGUGCAGGAGCUGGCUCAGCGCGCCGCGGUGGUGAUCGAGGGAAAGGUGCACCCGCCGCGGCGGCAGCAGGGGGCACUCGACAGGAAGGCGGCGGCGGGCGAGGCAGGGGCGUGGGGAGGCGAGCGCGAGCCGCCAGCCGCCGGCCCGGGAGCGCUGGGGCCGCCCGCCCCGGACCCGCUGCCCACCGCCAACGGGACCGUGCCCUCCUGGCCCGGCGCCCCGGCGCCCGGCGCGGGCGAGCCCGGAGACGAGGAGGCGCCCUAUCUGGUGAAGGUGCACCAGGUGUGGGCGGUGAAAGCCGGGGGCUUGAAGAAGGACUCGUUGCUCACCGUGCGCCUGGGGGCCUGGGGCCACCCCGCUUUCCCCUCCUGCGGGAGGCUCAAGGAGGACAGCAGGUACAUCUUCUUCAUGGAGCCUGAUGCCAACAGCAGCAGCCGCGCGCCGGCCGCCUUCCGAGCCUCUUUCCCCCCUCUCGAGACGGGCCGGAACCUCAAGAAGGAGGUCAGCCGGGUGCUGUGCAAGCGGUGCGCUUUGCCUCCCCGGUUGAAAGAGAUGAGAAGCCAGGAGUCUGUUGCAGGCUCUAAACUAGUGCUUCGGUGUGAGACCAGUUCCGAAUACUCCUCUCUCAAGUUCAAGUGGUUCAAGAAUGGGAACGAAUUAAACCGAAAGAACAAACCACAGAACAUCAAGAUACAAAAAAAGCCAGGGAAGUCAGAACUUCGCAUUAACAAAGCAUCACUGGCUGAUUCUGGAGAAUAUAUGUGCAGAGUGACCAGCAAAUUAGGAAAUGAUAGUGCCUCUGCCAAUAUCACCAUUGUGGAUUCAAAUGAGAUCAUCACUGGCAUGCCAGCCUCAACUGAAAGAGCAUAUGUGUCUUCAGAGUCUCCCAUUAGAAUAUCAGUAUCAACAGAAGGAGCAAAUACUUCUUCAUCUACAUCUACGUCAACAACCGGAACAAGCCAUCUUGUAAAGUGUGCAGAGAAGGAGAAAACUUUCUGUGUGAAUGGAGGCGAGUGCUUCAUGGUGAAAGACCUUUCAAACCCCUCAAGAUACUUGUGCAAGUGCCCAAAUGAGUUUACUGGUGAUCGCUGCCAAAACUACGUAAUGGCCAGCUUCUACAAAGCGGAGGAGCUCUACCAGAAGAGAGUGCUGACCAUCACCGGCAUCUGCAUCGCCCUGCUUGUGGUCGGCAUCAUGUGUGUGGUGGCAUACUGCAAAACCAAGAAACAACGGAAAAAGCUUCAUGACCGGCUUCGGCAGAGUCUUCGGUCUGAGCGAAACAACAUGGUGAACAUAGCAAACGGGCCUCACCACCCCAACCCACCCCCCGAGAACGUCCAGCUGGUGAAUCAAUACGUCUCUAAAAACGUCAUCUCUAGUGAGCAUAUUGUUGAGAGAGAAGCGGAGACAUCAUUCUCGACCAGUCACUAUACCUCUACAGCUCACCACUCCACCACUGUCACUCAGACUCCUAGUCACAGCUGGAGUAAUGGGCACACUGAAAGCAUCAUUUCGGAAAGCCACUCUGUAAUCAUGAUGUCAUCAGUAGAGAACAGUAGGCACAGCAGCCCCUCUGGGGGCCCAAGAGGACGACUUAAUGGCGUGGGAGGCCCUCGCGAGUGUAACAGCUUCCUCAGGCAUGCCAGAGAAACCCCUGACUCCUACCGAGACUCUCCUCAUAGUGAAAGGUAUGUGUCAGCAAUGACCACCCCGGCUCGUAUGUCACCUGUAGAUUUCCACACGCCAAGCUCCCCCAAAUCGCCCCCUUCGGAAAUGUCUCCACCUGUGUCCGGCACGACGGUAUCCAUGCCCUCCAUGGCAGUCAGCCCCUUCGUGGAAGAAGAAAGACCUCUGCUUCUCGUGACACCACCGAGGCUGCGGGAGAAGUACGACCGCCACCCCCCGCAGUUCACCUCCUACCACCAUAACCCCGCGCAUGAGAGCAACAGCCUGCCCCCUAGCCCCUUGAGGAUAGUGGAGGACGAGGAGUAUGAAACCACCCAGGAGUACGAGCCAGCUCAAGAGCCUGUUAAGAAACUCACCAGUAGCCGGCGGCCCAAAAGAACCAAGCCCAAUGGCCACAUUGCCAACAGGUUGGAAAUGGACAGCAACGCAAGUGCGGAAGGCACUCACUCAGAGAGUGAGACAGAAGAUGAGAGAGUAGGGGAAGAUACCCCCUUCCUGGGCAUUCAGAACCCCCUGGCCGCCAGUCUUGAGGCAGCACCUGCCUUCCGCCUGGCGGACAGCAGGACUAACCCAGCAGGCCGCUUCUCUCCGCAGGAAGAAUUGCAGGCCAGGCUGACGAGUGUAAUCGCUAACCAAGACCCUAUCGCUGUAUAAAACCUAAAUAAACACAUAGAUUCACCUGUAAAACUUUAUUUUAUAUAAUAAAGUAUUCCACCUUAAAUUAAACAAUUUAUUUUAUUUUAGCAGUUCUGCGAAUAGAAAACAGGAAAAAAAAACUUUUAUAAAUUAAAUAUAUGUAUGUAAAAAUGUGUUAUGUGCCAUAUGUAGCAAUUUUUUACAGUAUUUCAAAACGAGAAAGAUAUCAAUGGUGCCUUUAUGUUCUGUUACGUUGAGAGCAAGUUUUGUACAGUUACUGUGAUUGCUUUUCCACAGUAUUUCAGCAAAACCUCCCAUAUAUUCAGUUCUCGCUGGCUUCUUGUGCAUUGCGUUAUGAUGUUGACAGGAUGUACGAUUUGUGAGACUUGCAACUUCCCCUCCGUUUGCUUCUAGUAGCGCCCGAUCAGUGCGUCUUGUAAUGGCACAUCCAUCCAAAUACUCUUCUCUUUUGUACGAAGUUUUCUUUUGCUUUCGGUAUACGAAAUGAGUUGUGUCUACUCCGCCAGCCAAAGGUUUGCUUCACUGGGCUCUGAGAUAAUAGUAGAUCCAACAGCAUGCUACUAUUAAUUACAGCAGGAAACUGCAUUAAGUAAUGUUAAAUAUUAGGAAGAAAGUAAUCUUGUGCUUUUUUUAAAGCGAUAUUCUUCAUCAGAAGACAGCCGGCUCUCACUAGAAAAGAGCAGCCAUUUGCUUUCUUUUGGUUUCCUUUUCUUGACAAAGAGCAACAGUUUGGGGGAGAGCAUAGAACUCGGGCUCUGGCUUGCUAUCAGGGUACAUCCAUCACUUUAUAAGAGGACUCGCCUCACCUUCUGGGGGAAUGACACAACAGGUCAUCUAGCUGAAGAUCAAACCGUGGCUGGAAAAGGUGCAAUCGUUCCUGACUUGGGUUGUCCACCGAUUUUGGAGCCAGGGAUUGGUUGUGUCCUAACAGCUGGAGAAUAGACGUGUCAUGGCACAAGCAAACCAGCUGAAACAGCACACUCAGCAGUUGGUCUGCAAUGCUUCUGCAGUGAAAUGUGCCUGCUGUAUGUGGUGGUGAUUAGUCACCAUAGGCAAUAUUUCUGUUGUAGUGUGUCUAGAAACAGGGAAUGUAUAGAAGGCGCAGGUGGAGAACGGCUGUGUGACAUGAUUGCAGUUUUAAACAGUUUUGUUGACCGCUCCCUUCUCCUCAUGAUUUUUCUCUUGUUUCUCGAUGUUGCCUUGAUUAGGUCACAACUAUGCAUGAACAUUUUUGUCAGGAAUGGCCAAUGUGCAUGUGAUUUGUGAUUAGCGAGAACCUUCCACGAGCGAUGAUUCAUCAGGAAAUGUUGGUAGUGUUGAAAAGAUCGCACCUUUCCUUGCAGAAGUGACCCCCGCCUGUGUACUGACCUCUCCAUCUGCAGCCCUUAUCAUCCACCCCCUGCCCCACUUCUUACUUUCUGCUUUAAUGUCACAAAACAGGAUGAAGAUGGGUCUGAACUUUGCAUGUUCUCUGUGAUUGUAAGUCCAAAGAAGGCCUAGAGGUGUUACCAUUGGAGAUAACUGCUGAUUCAGGAAAACAAGGCAAUUAAAAAAAAAAAAAAAAAAAAAAAAACAACGCAGACCCCAUUUCAUGCCCUGCCAGAUAUCUGUCAAAGCUGGCCAGAGCUCUACUUAGAUUCCCAGUGACCUCCUAGGAUCCAUGGGACAAAAUGGGAAGCAGGUUGGCAGGGGGUUCAGAAUACCAGGCGUGAAGUCAGCAAAAGCAACGGCUCCUUGUUUGCAGGUGAACUGAAUUUAGUUCAUCAAAUUUCUAUAUGAACAUUAACGAGGAGACGUGACAGGCAAGGAGGUCUUGGGGAAACGUGGGCUGGGCAUGAGUCAUGUCAUUAAGCUCCUUACAUGUUUCUGCAACCCACAGAGGUGUCUGUCUGCGGGUCCUGGCAGUUACUUUUAGUAUUUGGUAUCCUAACCUGUCCUUCCUUAUUCACAAGCCGCUUUCUCUGUGCUCAGCAGUGUCCUCACUGCUCCUGUCAGGCUGCACAAGUCGCUCUGAUUGCCCAGUUCUGUAGAAACGAGUAAGCUCAUGGCAGGGGAAGAAGACAGUCGACCCAAAGAGCUUCUCUAACUUAUGCCAAUAUUGCCUUUGAAGGCCUUGCCUCAUCCAGAGGCUAUGUCAGUCAAUAAAGAAAUUUCUACCGUGAAUUCAAAGUCCAAAAUCUCUGUUUCAGAAAUCUUCAGGCAUUGGAGUACCCAAAGGCCCCAUGGUGGAGAAUUCCAGGAAUAAAUCGAAUCUCCUGUUGAGAGCAAUGAACAUAUUCCCCAGUGUGAAGAUAGCUCUAAAUGUUUCAGGCCACACAUACAUACGAACAGUUAGGACAAGAGGAAAUUUUAUUUCUGACUUGAUUCCGGUCACUCAGAGAGGUGGCAUGUUAGCUGGGACAGCCUUUCCAUCUAUAGGACCAGAGCUCCCCCUGAGAAGAAAGGACGGCUGGUUCCUCAGGGCUGUGCGUUGCAACCACGAGCUUUGUGUUCGCAAGGACUCCUCUGUGGUAGUUACCACAUCGCUCUCAACCAGCUCUGUCCAUAAACUCAGACAGUGCAGUGGCAAUGCAAAGAAGGAGCGUGAACCGAUAUUCCCAGCAUGUGGCAAGUUUUCGUGGCUUUUCAGGUGGGGGAGGCCACCUGGGAGUUUGACAGCAGCUUUGUCUCCCCGGGUCUGACGUCAUAUCCCAUGAGGGGUAGCGCAGCGGACGCAAAACUUCUUUCCGUCACCCAAGAUUCCUUUCCCGGCCUACUCUCCCUUCUUGGCUGGUAUGACCUUUUUAUUUUCCCCCCAAGAUUGCCUGGAUGGCCUCAUGCUGUCUACAAAAUGGCACUCUGCCUGAGUAUAUGUGAAUGUGUCCCAGACACCGACAUACCAUAUCUUCCGUGUUUUGGUGCGACUGUCGUGAUGUAGAUGGAGUUUAUCCAGGGUAACUAGCUCAUAACUUUUUUUUUU
This is a messenger RNA of Panthera uncia (snow leopard), 5581 nucleotides long. RefSeq names its product neuregulin 1 (gene NRG1). Gene Ontology annotation, molecular function: chemorepellent activity; protein tyrosine kinase activator activity. Lineage: Eukaryota; Metazoa; Chordata; Mammalia; Carnivora; Felidae. The record is from RefSeq and is a predicted model, not a curated record. Gene Ontology annotation, biological process: animal organ development; intracellular signal transduction; nervous system development. Bases 76 to 2619 code for a protein of 847 amino acids. The transcript has 12 exons.